AUGAAAUUCUUUAUCCGAUGUACUUUUUCAAUCCUUAUAAAUUCCUACCAUGAAAAGGGCAGUCACAUAGCCAUUGCUGCUCCACCUGGCUCUUUACAAGCCAUUUUGGUUGAUAUGCCUGAUCUCGACCAGAUGACUGAUCAGCACCAGGUCACUUGCUCACUCUCGUCUGUUUCAGAGCCAGAAAUCGCAUCUUACUCUAGUCGAGAUGGUGGCGAGGUUGUUACUGUUGCCAACAGGCCUAUCCAGUUGAACGGAGUUUCCAGGACCUCUAAUUCCUCAGAAAACAACCUUCCCAUCACCUACUUUAGCAGCAACCAAAUCCAGACA
Messenger RNA from Protopolystoma xenopodis, 330 nucleotides. The record is from the annotation of a GenBank genome assembly. Lineage: Eukaryota; Metazoa; Platyhelminthes; Monogenea; Polystomatidea; Polystomatidae.